UCGCUCUCUUCCGUUCAAGCGUUCGAACCUCGAACUGUUAAGACGUGCGAUUGCGAAAUCCAAAUCUAGAAUCGUUAUCUAUAUAAUUUGGGAUCAAAGAAUCACCAAAACUAAUACACUACCAUAUAUUCAGUCGCUCACUAUGAAAGCAACAGUUUUUUUAGUAAUUAUCACUGUUUCAACCGCCUUAACAGAAAAAUAUUCAUAUCUUGUAAAACGUGAGGCAAAUUAUUUCCCACCAAAUGGACGCGUGGGAGAAUGUGGAGCAGUUGAAGGAGCAAGAUUUAGUAAUGCUCUUGUGGGACAAACAUUAGACAUUAAAGAUGGCCUCAAUCUGCCUAUUCCAGUACCAGAACCUCUUCUAACACCUCCACUUCCACCCAAUAAAGGAUCUUUCGUUGAUUUAAAUUUAAGUCCAGUUUCCAAACAUAGUGAAGGGCUUUUAGGAGGAUUUCAAGAAAACCAUAAUCAAUUCGAUGUGCACGAAGAUCAAAAUUUAUUAACAGGCCGUGUGAUUCGGGAGCAAAUUCCCGAUCCUGUAAAUAACGUUGUGCCAGUUCCAGUGCCACAUCCAGUUGUAAUACCCAAACUUAUACCAGUUCCAAUUCCCAACCUCCAUGAAAAUGAAGGUAUAGACCCAGUUUUUAUAUCUACACAUUUACCCAAUCACCAAAUAAAAAGUGUUGGAUAUGGACAUGGUAAUAGAGAAGGGUUACCACACCAUCAUGUGCAACUUCCUGAUAUUAAAGCUGAAUUAGUACCAGUGAAUUAUCCGAUUGUAGUACCGAAAUAUAUACCUGUUGAAAUUAUUGAAAAAGUUCCUGUUCCCGUUUAUGUUCCAGGUGGCCACUUAAAAAGUUUUGGAACUUGGAGAGGCAAAGUCUGAUUAUAAUUUUAAAUUUCUUUAUUGUUGAUGACUAAGUUUGUAUUUAUUUAAUCCAAUAAAAACUAUUACAAAAUUA
Aethina tumida (small hive beetle) is the source of this 962-nucleotide messenger RNA. RefSeq lists its product as uncharacterized. Bases 143 to 886 code for a protein of 247 amino acids. Lineage: Eukaryota; Metazoa; Arthropoda; Insecta; Coleoptera; Nitidulidae. The transcript has 3 exons. The record is from RefSeq and is a predicted model, not a curated record.